Molecule: messenger RNA, 1234 nt
Organism: Loxodonta africana (African savanna elephant)
Lineage: Eukaryota; Metazoa; Chordata; Mammalia; Proboscidea; Elephantidae
Product: olfactory receptor 4A5-like
Exons: 1
Coding region: 290-1234 (314 amino acids)
Biological process (GO): G protein-coupled receptor signaling pathway
Cellular component (GO): plasma membrane
Molecular function (GO): G protein-coupled receptor activity; olfactory receptor activity
Source: RefSeq, a predicted model, not a curated record
CUGAUCUUCUCUGUAGAAGACCCACUAUGAUUUAGAGAUAGAACCUAUUAUUCAUAGGCCCAAUCCGGUCAUCUGAGAAGAAGUAGAUUUGUUAAGGGAAGACAUGUUGGGAUCUUUGGAAGAGAAACUCAGUAGAUAUUUCUAAAUGUUUAUUAUGGAUAAGCCACCGUAGAAUAGUGAAGAAGUGCUCCAUGACACAAUGGACCCUUUCAUAGUGGUGUUCAUGAUUUUAUUACAGGUCUUAUUCUCCUGAGCUCUCAUCUCUGAAACAGGUCUUGUAGAAGAGUAAAUGGGACACAGUAACAAUGUAACAGAAUUUGUCCUCCUGGGACUCACUCAGGAUCCUGAGGGCCAAAAAGCAUUAUUUGUCGUGGUUUUGCUCAUCUACAUUGUGACAGUGGUGGGUAACCUGCUCAUUUUCAUGACUGUUAUUGUUAGCCCCUCCCUGGACUCCCCCAUGUACUUCUUCUUUGCCUAUCUGUCACUCAUGGAUGCUGUUUAUUCCACUGCCAAUUCCCCUAAAAUAAUUGUAGACUUACUCUAUGAUAAAAAGACAAUUUCCUUCUCAGCUUGCAUGGGCCAGCUCUUUAUAGGACACUUAUUUGGUGGUGCUGAGGUCUUUCUUCUGGUGGUAAUGGCCUAUGACUGCUAUGUGGCCAUCUGUAAGCCACUGCACUACUUGACCAUCAUGAAUCGACAGGUUUGCAUUCUGUUGCUGGUGGUGGCCUGGGUUGGAGUUUUUUUACACUCUGUGGUUCAACUUCUCUUUGUGUACAGCCUCCCAUUCUGUGGCCCCAAUGUCAUGGAUCACUUCAUCUGUGACAUGUACCCAUUAUUGGAACUUGCUUGUACUGACACCUAUUUUAUAGGUCUCACUGUUGUUGCCAAUGGUGGAGCCAUCUGUAUGGUAAUUUUUAUCCUUCUGCUAAUCUCCUAUGGGGUCAUUCUAAGCUCCCUGAAGACUCUCAAUCAGGAAAGGAGGCACAAAGCCCUGUCUACCUGCAGCUCCCACAUCACAGUGGUUGUCCUCUUUUUUGUGCCUUGUAUUUUCUUGUAUGUUAGACCUGUUUCCAACUUUGCCAUUGAUAAAUCUAUGACUGUGGUUUUUACAGUUAUCACUCCCAUGUUGAAUCCUCUGGUUUACACCUUGAGAAAUUCUGAGAUGAAAAAUGCUAUGGAAAAAAUCUGGGGUAGAAAGUUAACCAAAAGUAGAAUAAGAACGUGUCCACACUGA